Molecule: messenger RNA, 1855 nt
Organism: Terrapene triunguis (Three-toed box turtle)
Lineage: Eukaryota; Metazoa; Chordata; Testudines; Emydidae
Product: ribose-phosphate pyrophosphokinase 2
Exons: 6
Coding region: 71-847 (258 amino acids)
Biological process (GO): purine nucleotide biosynthetic process; 5-phosphoribose 1-diphosphate biosynthetic process
Cellular component (GO): ribose phosphate diphosphokinase complex; cytoplasm
Molecular function (GO): ribose phosphate diphosphokinase activity; magnesium ion binding
Source: RefSeq, a predicted model, not a curated record
CGCCUCCGCUGCGGAGCCUCAGCUCGAGCUCUGCCGCCGCCGCCUCCUCCUCCUCCCCUCCGGCGCGGCCAUGCCCAACAUCGUGCUCUUCAGCGGCAGCUCGCACCAGGACCUGUCCCAGCGCGUGGCCGAGCGGCUGGGCCUGGAGCUGGGCAAGGUGGUGACCAAGAAAUUCAGCAACCAAGAAACCAGUGUAGAGAUUGGUGAAAGUGUGAGAGGGGAAGAUGUGUAUAUCAUCCAGAGUGGCUGUGGAGAAAUCAAUGAUAACUUGAUGGAACUUCUAAUAAUGAUCAAUGCUUGCAAGAUUGCAUCAUCGUCCAGAGUGACUGCAGUAAUUCCAUGUUUUCCAUAUGCCAGGCAAGAUAAGAAAGACAAGUUUGUCCACAUCUUUACUAAAGUUAGCACCCAGAACCGUGCACAGGUUACUUCAAUCGCAGAUAGACUGAAUGUUGAGUUUGCUCUGAUUCACAAGGAAAGAAAGAAAGCUAAUGAAGUGGACAGAAUGGUCUUGGUUGGUGAUGUGAAAGAUAGGAUAGCUAUUCUUGUCGAUGACAUGGCUGACACAUGUGGCACAGUAUGUCAUGCAGCAGACAAGUUAGUGUCUGCUGGAGCCACUAAAGUUUAUGCUAUUCUGACUCAUGGGAUCUUCUCUGGCCCUGCUAUUUCUCGAAUCAAUAAUGCUGCAUUUGAGGCUGUUGUAGUAACUAACACAAUCCCACAGGAUGAGAAAAUGAAAAAUUGUCCCAAGAUUCAGGUUAUUGACAUUUCCAUGAUUCUGGCUGAGGCGAUCCGAAGAACACACAAUGGCGAAUCUGUGUCCUACCUGUUCAGCCAUGUUCCGCUAUAACUGCAAGAGAUUAGUGUUUUCCUGUUGGUUGUGUCCACCAGCACUGUCAACCUUUUUAAAUAAUGCGACUCAACAAUGAGAUGACUCUCUUGGUAAAAAGCUUCAGCUCUUGCAUACUUAAAGAUGUUUUCGUUUUCUAAUUAAUCUUUGUUCAUUGUAAAUGGGUAAUACAGCUCCAUUUUGCAAAAUCUCUUAUGAAUACACUUAAGGAUUUUGAAGGGGAGGCUUCAAUACUUACCUGUGACUAUUCCUACAGGUAACUUUUUGAUUCUGUAUUUGCCUAUAGCAAGAGGGUCAAUACCAUUUCAAAACUUUUUAUAUUUGUGGGGCUGCCAAAGGUAGCCCAAUUUUAAAAUAUUUCAUAUUUAGUUUAUAUUUAAUAAUAAGUUGGAUGGGCAAUGAGGUAGUUCUCCUGCUGUGUAAUAUUGAACCUUGUCUAGGCUGUUAACUAAACAUUGGAAUAAGCGAUUAAAUGUGUAUUCCCUUAACAGUUAAAUAUUUUUUUACUUGGCAGAAAUUCUGUGGUAGCUUGAUGCCCACCUACUUCAUAUACCUCAUGAUUUAAAAAUUGCUGGGCAGAUUCACUUUUUGUGGGGUCAGCAUAACUGUAGAUUAGAGAUUAGUUGCUUGUGUUCUCUUCCUACUAAACUGCUGCCUCAAAUGUCUAAUCUCUAAAGCUGGGACCACAGCCACCACUUCUCUGCAUAUGGUAGUUAAUAGAAUUUGUACUUUCAAAAGAUUAUGCUUCAUUUAGAACUAAAUUUGUCAAUUAUAGGCAUCUUGUAUCUAUACAUUAGUCUCUCAAGUAACUUACUAAAGUUUGUUGAACUUUAUUUACAUCUUCAGUUUUAACCAUGAGUCUGUCACUUUGUAGAUAUUUUAAACAACAUUUGAGACUUCCAUAACAAAAUUAAAGUGAACUAUUAACACAGUAUUCAGUGGGCUACAUUUUGGAGCAUAUGAAAUUCCGAAGUUCAAACAGUGAUUGUGUAUGUGUGUAAAAUGGGU